AUGGCAACCACGCCAGCACAAUAUCUCACCAGCAUGUUCUCCCUCGAGGGGCAGAUCGCCAUCAUGACCGGUGCGACAGGCGGCUUGGGCUCCGCAUUGGCUGGCGCGCUGGCCCAGGCAGGGGUCUCGAACAUCAUUUCCAUUGAAGCCCCCAAUGACCCACUGUCCUCUAAUUUGAAGACUGCUGUCGAAGAAGUCGGAGGUAAAGUGACAGCUUUCCAUUGCGACCUACGAAACGCCAAGAAUCUCCGAGAAUGCUAUCAGUCGAUAUGGAAAACCGGGGUCGAGCCCGAUAUUUUGAUCAAUGUCGCCGGUGUUAUGCGGCGGAAUCUUUGCGAGGAUGCAACCGACGACGAAAUCGACCUGUUGUUCGAGGUAAAUGCGAAAGCAGUUUACAUCUCUAUGCAAGAAGUUGGCCGUAAAUUCAUGGCCCAUAGCAAAGGCGGUAAAAUCAUCAAUAUUGCUUCUGUCACCUCUUACCAAGCCGGGUUCAAUACGAGCGUCUACUCGAGCACCAAGGGCGCCGUGCUGCAGAUGACCAAAGCUUUCAGCAAUGAGUGGGCGAGCAAAGGUAUCCAGGUGAAUUGCAUAGCCCCGGGAUUUAUGAGGACUGCCAUGACCGCUCAAUACCAAGACAACCCGAAGAUGAUUGAAUAUCUCAUGAGCCGAGUACCGGCGCAGAGAUGGGGUGAGCCUCGAGAUCUGGUGCCCGCUAUGCUCUUUCUGGCCGCUCCAUCAAAUACUUUCACCUCAGGGGCAUGUCUGAUUGUGGAUGGCGGAUACUGCGGUAAAUAG
Molecule: messenger RNA, 795 nt
Organism: Cladophialophora psammophila CBS 110553
Lineage: Eukaryota; Fungi; Ascomycota; Eurotiomycetes; Chaetothyriales; Herpotrichiellaceae
Exons: 3
Coding region: 1-795 (264 amino acids)
Molecular function (GO): oxidoreductase activity, acting on the CH-OH group of donors, NAD or NADP as acceptor
Source: RefSeq, a predicted model, not a curated record